CUAUCCCGGAGCAGUUACUUACUUUCAAACUAAGAUUUCCCAACAGGCGCAGGAUGCUGUGAAUUGAAAUGUAGUGGCCCAUGACACAUCCACAAAUCCAUCAGCGUUGAUGGCUGCUUGGCUCUAACAUACCAUUACCACCCAAUUCUGUGCAGAAAUGAUGGGAGAGAGCGAACACUGAAGGUACAUGGCGCGGGAAGGGGCAAAUUAAUUUUGAAAACUACAAUGGCUACGCGGAAUCGCACUGCAUUAUAUAGGAAGUAUAGGGAUGCGCUGCAUCAAGUCAAAACAACCACCACCACCCUCUCUACAGGAGGAAGAAGAGGUCCGGUUAUUGAAUUGGCCACUGCUUCUCUUUUAAAUCCUUAUUCUCAGCUUAGCACAAAUGACACAGACAAUCCCAGUGGACAAGUAGUUACAGUAGGCCUACCUCCAGCAUGGGUGGAUCUAUCAGAAGAAAUAGGCAGUAGCAUGCAGCGAGCACGCACUAAAAUGGCUGAGCUAGCUAAGGCCCAUGCAAAAGUGUUGAUGCCAUCCUUUGGUGAUGCCAAGGAAGAUCAACAUGCAAUAGAGGUACUGUCACAAGAGAUCACUGAAUUGUUGAAGAAAUGUGAAAAGAACCUCCAACAGCUUUCUGGACAUGGUGCAUCUGAUGACACAAAUGUUCGGAAAAAUGUGCAGAGAUUUCUCGCUACGGAUCUUCAGUCACUCUCAAUGGAGUUCCGCAAAAGACAGACAGUCUAUUUAAAGCGCAUCCGGCAACAACAAGAUGGGACUGAUGGCGUUGAUAUUGAGAUGAAUUUCAAUCAGAAAAGAUUGAAGCAGGAAGAUGAUUCUUUUGAUUCGGAUUUUAAUGAUCAGCAGAUGACCAAGUUGAAGAAAAAUGAAGCACUAACAGAUGAAAGACAGAGAGAAAUUUUACAGAUUGUAGAUUCUGUAAGUGAUCUUGCUGAAAUUAUGAAAGAUCUUUCUACUCUAGUCAUUGAUCAGGGAACUAUUGUUGAUCGUAUUGAUUACAACAUUCAGAAUGUUUCAGCUUCAGUUCAGCAGGGUCUCAAACAUUUGGAAACGGCAGAAAGAUCUCAGCGAAAUGGAGGGAUGGUCAUGUGUGCAACUGUUCUAAUUUUCAUGUGUCUCUUCAUGAUUGUUGUGCUUAUUAUUAAAGAAACAUUCUUUUAGUUUGAUACGUUUUUAGCUUGAGUUUUCCUUUUGUUCCAGCCAGUUGAAAACUGGAAUUUCCUCCACAAAUAAUUUGAUGAUGUGUGUAUGAGUUAUAUGUUUGCAUAUGGAAGAAAGCCUUUGAGCUUGGAGAUGUUGCACACAACUUGCAGAGCACAUUUUGCAGAGCACAUUUGUGAGGAUUCCCCUGGAAAUUUCUUACCAUUGUUCACCCUCCUAUUUGAUGGUCAGUUGGGCCGGAUGGUUAAAUCCUUUAUGAAUAUCGUUGUGCUAUGACUAAUUAGAGGCUUGCAUCUCUAGCACAAUCCUGCAUCAUUAUACAGGAUUUACGGGUUACUCUAUUCCACUAUCUUUAGCAAGUUGCUAUCUUGAAUUUGAUUGUUUUGCAUUACGGUGCCAAUCUCGAGCAAUAUUUCAUUUGUAUCUAUAACAAAGAUAGUAACUGUUGAGGAACAGAACUUAGCCAAUUGAGGCUUCUAUUGUAUUGAUUUUUUCGGGUAAUUCCGAAUAUAUCAGAAUUAGAACACCAUUGAGAAUUUUGAUGGAUCAUUAUGAAAGACCUUGGCAAUAUUAUUUGGGUUUCAUGGUACCAUUGUUAAAUCAAAUCUGUUCCCGACGAAUUUUACAUAAUACAGCACAUGGUUCGGUUAUUUGCUUC
Cryptomeria japonica (Japanese cedar) is the source of this 1837-nucleotide messenger RNA. Its product is annotated as syntaxin-43. NCBI's taxonomy places the organism in Eukaryota, Viridiplantae, Streptophyta, Pinopsida, Cupressales, Cupressaceae. The transcript has 8 exons. Gene Ontology annotation, molecular function: SNAP receptor activity; SNARE binding. Gene Ontology annotation, biological process: intracellular protein transport; vesicle fusion; vesicle-mediated transport. The record is from RefSeq and is a predicted model, not a curated record. The coding region runs from base 226 to 1179 and encodes 317 amino acids. Gene Ontology annotation, cellular component: endomembrane system; membrane; SNARE complex.